CUUCCAGUAGAUUUCUUGCCUCUUGGCCACUCACGGCUCGACAAGUGUCACAGGUGGCAGAGCGAAUAGCUGCGGGAAAGAAAUAGGCGUGGAAGCACUGUUCCCACCCCUGCUGCUCGCGACGUGCGCAUCGUCAGAGCGCUGUUAGAUCUUCCGUUGUGACGUCAGCGAUCCUCCAUGGACGUGCCACCUCCGUAGAGACGACCAGGUCCUCGUCAGCCGCACGAUCUGAGCGAUCUCCUUGCCAGCCAAUCUCGACCGUGCAUCCGUCGCGAUGAGAUCCAGCGCGCGAGAUCUGCUCCUGGCAGCGUGCCGAUCCCUCCUCCGGCCGCCAUCCCUCCUGCCCCCAUCCCUCCGCCCCCCAUCCCUCCCCCCGCCUUCCGCCCACCUCGCGCCGAUCCAUCCGCCUCGCCGCGCCUUCUCGUCCGCGUUCGGCGGCGCCUGCAUUGACGGCGGCUUUGACGGCGGCGGCGGCAGUUUCGGCGCAGUCUCGCCGGCGGCUAAGUCACUCGUCCUUCCCCCGAUCGCUGCCGCGCUCUGCUUGCAGCAGCAGGACCACGUAUUCGGGCUUCGGAAUGUUCGAGGUUGCCCGUCUCUGUCGGGUCACGAUCACCAAAACCAUCACCAGACCCAUCGCAUACAUCGUCGCCAUCGCCUUUUCCACAGCGCGCAAUGCUCGCCGCCCCUGAUCCCUCCUCCCGCCUCCCCGCUUUUCCCGCCGCAUCGCCCGGCGACCAUGGCGACGCAGGCGCCGCGAGGCCCCGUGCAGACGCAGCCGCCUAGAGGGCCCGUGCACAUGCAGCAG
This is a messenger RNA of Closterium sp. NIES-67, 805 nucleotides long. NCBI's taxonomy places the organism in Eukaryota, Viridiplantae, Streptophyta, Zygnematophyceae, Desmidiales, Closteriaceae. The record is from the annotation of a GenBank genome assembly.